Rotaria sordida is the source of this 284-nucleotide messenger RNA. The record is from the annotation of a GenBank genome assembly. Lineage: Eukaryota; Metazoa; Rotifera; Eurotatoria; Philodinida; Philodinidae.
GAACAUAAAGUUAAAAUAUUAACAAAAGAAAAUGAAAAUGCUAAAGUUGAAAUUACAACAAUGCAAGCAACAAUUGCUAAUUUAACAGAACAGGUUGAUACAUAUUUGGGUGCUCAACAAAUGGUUGAUAUAUUAACAAAUAAAAAUCUUUCACUUGAAGAUCAAGUACGAGAAUUACAAGAAACUGUUGAUAAUCUUAAAGAUCGACAAAUUGAACAAUUACAACAUGUUAUCAGUGAUCAUGAACGAACAAUAUUAAAAUUUCGUGAAACAGUUAAAAAUAU